This is a messenger RNA of Aspergillus puulaauensis, 552 nucleotides long. RefSeq lists its product as uncharacterized. Bases 1 to 552 code for a protein of 183 amino acids. The record is from RefSeq and is a predicted model, not a curated record. NCBI's taxonomy places the organism in Eukaryota, Fungi, Ascomycota, Eurotiomycetes, Eurotiales, Aspergillaceae. The transcript has a single exon.
AUGAUGCAGAACAUCCACCUACUCUUUGCGCGAGGCGAUGGCGACAAAGACAGUGAAGGCAUGUCUGGACCUAUGGUUGACCUGUUGAUCUCUCUUUUGGUCUUGGUCCUACUUGGUAUUGCCCUUGUUGGCGGCCUCCUUAUUCUACGUCGCAGACGCUUGAACCGCCAACAGCCUGAGCUCCCGGUGCACAAUGGUCAAUGCUCGACCCACCACCGUAGCCUCACGAUCACCGCGCCACCCUACGCAAAGACCGAAUCCGUGUUUGUGAUUGAUGAGAAGCGCAACUUAAUGGAGAACUCCUCAAGUCCGCCUCCCAGCCCUGUACCUGAGAUUCGCAUCACAUUUCCCGAGGAAGAGGACGAGUCUGGAAAGCGCAAGUCUGGCAGGGUCGUGGUAGUACGAAUCAGCGAAGCUGGAAGUGUUGGGCUUGAACCAUACAAUGAUCAGCUCCCACCCUACCAGACGAGUGAUGCAGAACGUUUCCAGUCCCUCGACAUUGAGCGCAUGGGCGGUUUAAAAGAAAAGGAUGACGCAAAGCGAUGGGGCUAA